Messenger RNA from Aphanomyces astaci, 387 nucleotides. RefSeq lists its product as hypothetical. The transcript has a single exon. Lineage: Eukaryota; Oomycota; Saprolegniomycetes; Saprolegniales; Verrucalvaceae. The record is from RefSeq and is a predicted model, not a curated record. The coding region runs from base 24 to 278 and encodes 84 amino acids.
CACAAGUCGUGUGGGGAGGAUCCAUGUCGAGCGAAGGGUACGACGAGGUAUAUCGGCUCAAGUCGAACCACAAGGAGCUGCUCAUGCACAAGCGAACGUUGGAGCGACAGCUCGAAGUGAAGCAGGAGCAGCUCAAGGAACUGAAGAAAGCGAUUGAAGCGUGCGAAGUACAGCUGUACGACGAUGCCCCGAUCGUCCGCAAGCGAGACCGUGUGACAUUAACCAACGGCGUCAAUGGCAGCAAUGCUUCCAAACGACCAAAUGCAUCGUCCGAGUGACGUUCAUGCCGACGAUUCUUGUGCACGACUCCACUUGUGCUGCUACAACGACGGCGACUUGCACGGGUCGAUAUAUAACACUAUUUAUUUCACUUUCUAUCAAACACUA